CGUCCGUUUGUCCGGACCAGAGGGGAGAGUGGGCGCCAUCUUUUUCUAGGCUCACUGAGGGGUCUGCCUGUUUGGGGGAGGCUGCUGCGACGAGGAGUGCACCCCGCCCCCAGCCUUGUGGUUCCGACUCGGCAGCAGCGGUCUGGCUACAGCAUCGGAUACCACGUAGCAACUUUGGCCUGGUGCGAAAGAAGGAAGCUCUGACCCCUGGGAGUAUGGACAAAGGCUUUGGGCUAUAGAAGCAAUGCCUUCGGAUGAUCCGUUUGAGGAUGAUGGAUGUUAUGGGAAUUCCUGUGCCGUGUGGAUUCAUCUUCAUUUACGGUUCCUACUGGGGACUUGGCUCUGUGUCGUCAUGCCUUUAGUGUUUUAUUUUAACCAUCUACAUUUUAAAAGGAUAAAAGGCAGAUCGUCAUAAAGAAUCAUUGUGGACUGGGGUAGAUUAUUUUCUGCAGGGGAAACUCUUGGGUUUGUGCUUCAAAUGUGCUUCAUCGUAACUUUAGGUUUUAAGAAAUAGUGGCAGUGUUCUCUCUCUCACCAUGUCUGGAAAAUGACUUGCUAUUCUCUAGUUAAAAUAAAUGGAUCUGAAAUAAUACCAUUUAAAUUUAGCCUUCCUCCCUUUUCCCUUUCAGUCUUGAUGAGAAGAUGCACAUAUCGUGGGGUUUUUUUGUGAUAACGAUGAUUAAGUGGGAUGAAUCGUUGGAUAAAAUUAGCAAAAUUAUUUAAAAUGAGCUUGUUAAUUUCAGCGACUUGCCCUUAAAUGAGCUCUUAAGGACCCACUUCCUUCUUUUCAUAGGUUAGAAGUUCUAACAGAUCACUGUCUUUAAACCAACACAGCCACAAAAAUACUUUUGUUGCAUUCAUAAGUAGAAAAAUUUUAAGUGUAGAGUAUUUUAGGGUAUUUUUGUGUUUUACUUUUUUGUGUAAUGUUCUAAGAAUAGAAUUUCUGGGGAAUUUGCUUAAGGAAAUAACAUGGGAACCACAGGAAAGAUGCUCAUUUUCAGAGCUGGUUUCUUAUAGGUGGUCUCCUAGAUGUGUUUUUUAGAGGGAUAAAUGAUACAUUACCUUUGUAUCUCAAGGGCAGAAAAGUUUAAGCAAUAGUUACAUUUGUGGCAAAUUAGAAGAAACAUUUUAUAUAUUCUACUUGAAUUGCAAUUCACGAAUUUGUACUUGUGGAACUACUUAGAAUAUUGUUUACAAAUUAGGGAGGAUAAAUUAUAAGACAUUUUUUGUAUUUGGCAUUAUUCCGUGAAAUGUUCUCAGCUUUUUCUGUAGAUAUAUUUCUGUUCCCUUUUGAAUUUUUAAAAAAGUUUAGUAGGGACAAAAUGAUGUUUAUUACACUGCUUUCUAAAAUAUUUUAAAAGCAAAAAAGGAGAUAAGUCAUUUUGCAUAGGAAGGAGUCUUGGAACAGUAAUGUGGACAACUAUUCCAGAAGCCAUUUGUAGUUUUGUUAAAUUGGUGUGGAUGUUGGUUUGUUGAAGAAACUAAGCUUAUACACAUUUUUUGGCGGGGGAGGUGGGGGUGGGGUUGGGGAGACAGUGCAGAUAUUUUCUAAUAGACUAUUUUUUAGAACGGUUUUUUAGUUUCACAGUAAUAUUCAGUGGAAGGUACAAAGAUUUCCCAUAUGUCCUCUGCCCUUCCCCCCACAUACCAUGCAUAUAUUUUAUAGUAAAACUCAUUAAUAUUUUUAAUAUCAGUUUGGCAUUGAUAAUUCAGAUGUGUAAAAUGUGCCAGUUAAUUUCUUGCUAUCCUUGUUAGUUUAGCUUGUAGUUUAAAAAGUAAUCUAUGGACAUUUUUCAAAGGAAAAUAAGCCUUGCAGACCUCAAAGAACAUGUUUUCAGACACCACUUUUGUGGAUGAGUGGUACUUAGGUGUAAGUACUGAAUUAAAACAACCUUUAUUUGCACACUAAAAACAUAAACUUAUAAUCAUUAAUUUAAUAGGUGUUAAAAACUUACUUGGUUAAGACUACUUUGUUUGGGUACCUCUGAAAGUAUUAGAUGUAAUUUCCUUAAGCAAUAUUAAAUUGAGAUUUUUCAGUUGUUAAUACUCAUAUCCCCAAACAUUCCAAAUUAAUAUAUUCUUACUAUAUUUUUACCUUUCUACAUUGUCAUUUGGGUUUCUUCGAUAGAAUGCAGGAUAGUUGUUUGAAAUGGAAUAAACUUAUUAGCAUAAUAAGAUUCUGUGUUUAUCUGAACAUUUUCUUUCUGGCUUAAGAUGAAUAUUAAUAGUAGUUUUUUAGGAGUUUAAGAUAAGGAGUAGCAAUAGUUGAGUAUAAGAGUAGUAGUAAUUGAGACUUUAGAUUUUAGGGAUAUUUUAUUAUUUGUCUUAAUUAUAGUGGAAUCAGGAAAUUUGGUUCCAUGUUUAGAAAUGUGAGGUGUAUAUGUAGAACGUAAAAUUGUGUCCAAAUGGUAGCCGUUGGUUUUAGAUUUAUUGCUUUAAAAAUUGGUUUUUGAAUUUGAAACAUUAGUGUUCAUUGUAUCAUUUAUUAAUUUGAUUUGGUCUUAUGUUUUGAAAGGGAGGAGAUUUGCAGGGGAGUUGGACAUAAUGAAUUAGAUGUUGGUCUUUUCAUGGGUGGAAGUGAAUAGAAGGUGUUUUAGGAAUUUUGGGUGUUAAAUUGUCAUUUUACUUGUAGAACAGUUUUAUUUUUUUUUUAAAGUGGAUAUAAAAUUCAUAUACAGUGAAAUGCACAGACCUUAAGGAUAGAAUUCAUUUAGCCUUGAUAAAUUUAUACAACCAUAUAACCAACACUGCAAUCAAAAUAUAUAACAUGUCCAUCACCUUUCCUUGUGUCACUUCCAAUCAAGGACCGAUUGUUAAAUUUUCAGGUUUUUUGUUUCUAAAUAAUUUGCCGAUGUCUACUUGGAAUCUGUACCUUCUUUUUGCUGAAGGAUGAUUAAUUUCCCCUCGGAACAAAGAUAACCAUUUUGUAAUGCCCUUAGUUGUGCUUCCUUAUAUUGCUUCACUUUUAAUAGGUAAUUCUGAAGUGAAUAUCCUAAUCUGGCAUUGUUUAAGAUCAAUUGCAGGGUCCAAGGAUUAAUUAUAUUUCAUUUUCUUUCCACAGUUAAGUUGCUUUUACAGAAUUAACAGGUCUCCAAGAAAUAAAAAAAGGUAAGAUAUCCAGAGCUUAAGGCAUUUCACAGAAGCUUGACAAAAAAAAAUGCAAAGUAGAAUAGUGCAUUAGGUACAUAUGGCUUCUGUACUUUAUGUCUGGUCAGUGAUGCACUAGUGGUAAGCAGUUUAUUAUCAUGAGCAGCAAUUAUAUACUGACCAUAGAUGUCUUUUCUAAGUAUGUAAAAUUCGUUGUGGUUGGUAAAAUUCUUUAAUCACCAAAGCUCUCUCCCAUGUUUCAGUAGAAGAUAUGUCUGAAAAUAGUUUGGUCUUGUUGUGAAGUAGCACUUGGCAGACUUACAAAGAAGAUGUGAUAUUUUUGAUGCUCAUACUGUAUAGGAUAGGUGAUAGGAAAUGUUUCUUCAAAGUAUCUGGUUUAUUGUAUGUUUAGUUGGGAGAAAGUUUAUUCCUUUUUUUUUUUUUAAGAAUUAGACACAGUCAAUAUCUUUGUGAACUCAUGUCUUAUUUUCAUUUAUAAAUGCUGAAGAAGGUAGGAACCAAGUAACUAUUAAGCUUAGUUUGGGAUAAGGUACUUCAAAAAUAAGACUUGCUAUUAUGUGUACCUUUCUGUCUGCAGGUCAUUAUUGCUGUGGUUUGAGCUCAGCAUGGCUGUAGUCAUCCGUUUACUGGGGCUUCCUUUUAUUGCGGGGCCUGUGGAUAUUCGUCACUUCUUCACGGGAUUGACUAUUCCUGAUGGAGGAGUGCAUAUAAUUGGAGGGGAAGUUGGGGAGGCUUUUAUUAUUUUUGCAACAGAUGAAGAUGCAAGACGUGCCAUAAGUCGUUCAGGAGGGUUUAUCAAGGAUUCAUCUGUAGAGCUUUUUCUUAGUAGUAAGGCAGAAAUGCAGAAGACUAUAGAAAUGAAAAGAACUGAUCGCAUGGGAAGAGAGAGACCAGGAUCUGGGGCACCAGGGGUUGGCAGCUUAUCUAAUUUUGUUGAGGCUAUUAAAGAAGAAGCAAGUAAUUCUGGAUAUGGCUCUCCGAUUAAUCAAGAUGCUGGGUUUCAUACUAAUGGUACAGGACAAGGUGAUUUAAGGCCAAGAAAGACACGGCCAUUGAAGGCAGAGAAUCCUUACUUGUUUCUGCGAGGCUUGCCUUACUUAGUAAAUGAAGAUGAUGUACGUGUCUUUUUCUCUGGUUUGUGUGUGGAUGGAGUAAUUUUCUUAAAGCAUCAUGAUGGCCGAAAUAAUGGUGAUGCCAUAGUAAAAUUUGCUUCAUGUAUCGAUGCUUCAGGAGGUCUUAAAUGUCAUAGAAGUUUUAUGGGCUCAAGAUUUAUUGAAGUAAUGCAAGGCUCGGAACAACAGUGGAUUGAGUUUGGAGGUAAUGCAGUUAAGGAGGGUGACAUUUCUAUGAGGACUGAAGAACAUUCUCCACCAAGAGGAAUUAAUGAUAGACAUUUUUGGAAACGAUCUCAUUCAAAAUCUCCCAGAAGAACACGUUCUCGUUCUCCUCUUGGAUUUUAUGUUCACUUAAAAAACCUGUCCCUAAGUAUUAACAAAAGAGAUUUAAGAAAUUUCUUUAGAGAUACUGAUCUGACUAAUGAACAGAUUAGAUUUUUAUAUAAGGAUGAAAGAAGAACAAGAUAUGCCUUUGUGAUGUUCAAGACUCUGAAAGACUACAACACUGCUCUGGGUUUACAUAAGACUGUUUUACAGUAUCGUCCAGUUCAUAUUGAUCCAGUUUCUAGAAAACAGAUGCUGAAGUUCAUUGAAUGUUAUGAAAAGAAAAGACCAGCGUCAACAGAGAAAGAGAGGCUUGGACACGUUUCACAAAAAUACUCUCAAGAAGGCUAUUCUGGCCAGAAACUGUGCAUAUAUAUAAGAAAUUUUCCAUUUGAUGUUACAAAAGUUGAAGUGCAGAAGUUCUUUGCAGACUUUUCUCUUGCUGAGGAUGACAUUUACUUGCUUUAUGAUGACAAAGGAGUUGGUCUAGGAGAAGCAUUGGUGAAAUUCAGAUCAGAAGAACAGGCCGUGAAAGCUGAACGUUUAAACCGACGAAGAUUCUUGGGGACAGAGGUAUUGUUAAGGCUCAUAUCUGAGGUACAAAUGCGGGAGUUUGGUGUAAAUUUUUCUUCAAUGUCCAGUGAGAGGAUGCAUGACCAUUCACAGUCAUGUGAUAGAGAUGAUCAUUCCCAUUCAUUUGACUCAAAUGAUCUACCAUUAUACUCGGUUGGCCCUUCUGAAAACUUUAGGCAUCAGCAAGAGGACUUGAGGCAACUGGACAAUUUCAAGCAUCCCCAGGGGGAUUUCCGACCUCCUGAAAGGCGCCCUCCAGAAGACUUUAGGCAUUCCCCAGAGGAUUUCAGGCACUCCCCUGAAGACUUCAGGUGCCUUCGGGAGGAACACUUCAGGCGGCCUCCUGAGGAGGACUUCAGGCGCCCUUGGGAAGAGGACUUCAGACACUCUCCGGAGGAGGAUUUCAGGCGCUCUCGGGAGGAGGACUGGAGGCGGCCACCUGAGGAGGAUUUCAGGCGGCCUCCCAAGGAAGACUUCAGGAGACCCCCUGAGGAGGACUGGAGGCGGCCCCCCCAGGGAGACUUCAGGAGGCCACCUGAGGAGGAUUGGAGACGGCCUCCUGAGGAGGACUUCAGACGGCUUCCCCCGGGGGAAUGGAGGCGACCACCUGAGGAAGACUUCCGGCGGCCCCCUGAGGAGGAUUUCAGGCGACUUCCAGAGGAAGACUUCCGGCGACCUCCUGAGGAGGACUUCAGGCGGCCCCAUGAGGAGGACUUCAGGCGGUCUCCUGAGGAGGAUUUCCGGCGUUCUCCUGAGAAGGACUUCCGGCGGCCACCUGCGGAACACUUCCGGCGGCCGCCCCCGGAGCACUUCCGGCGGCCACCUGCGGAGCACUUCCGGCGGCCGCCUCAGGAGCAUUUCCGGCGGCCGCCCCAGGAGCAUUUCAGACGGCCGCCCCAGGAGCAUUUCAGACGACCGCCUCAGGAACAUUUCAGGCGGCCAUCCCAGGAGCAUUUUAGGCGCCCCCGAGAGGAAGAUUUUAGGCACCCACUGGAUGAAGAUUUCAGGGGCCCUCCAGAUGAAGACUUUAGGCACCCUCCUGAUGAGGACUUCAGGAGUCCCCAGGAGGAAGAUUUUAGAAGCCCUUCUGAUGAGGACUUCAGGCGGCUCCCGGAGGAAGACCUCAGGGAAGCUCCGGAGGAGGACCCUAGACUUACUGACAGUUUUAGACUUCCUGGUGAGGAGUUUAGGAGCCCCCCUGAUGAUUUUAGAAGUCAUCGCCCUUUUGUGAAUUUUGGUCGCCCAGAAGGUGGCAAGUUUGAUUUUGGAAAGCGUAAUAUGGGAAGUUUUCCUGAGGGGAGAUUUAUGCCUGAUCCAAAAUUAAAUUGUAAUUCAGGUAGAGUAACACCCAUUAAGAUAAUGAAUCUUCCAUUUAAAGCUAAUGUUAAUGAAAUUCUAGACUUUUUCCAUGGUUACAGAAUCAUACCUGAUUCAGUUUCAAUACAGUAUAACGAGCAAGGAUUACCUACAGGGGAAGCCAUUGUUGCCAUGAUAAACUACAAUGAAGCUAUGGCUGCUAUUAAAGAUCUGAAUGAUAGGCCAGUUGGCCCCCGCAAAGUUAAGUUAAUUUUGCUCUAGAGAGCAUUUCUAAAUUCAGAAUUACCUCCCCACAGUAUUGAUGCAGUAAAAUGCAUUUUUUUAAGUGUUUAUUUUUAACUAAUGAAAAGAAACAUUUUAAUUUUGACCUGUGAAUAGAACAAAUGUAAAUAGUAGAAUGUGAAUCUGGUUUUCUUUUGCUUGCAAAUUGUCAUUCACUUUUUCUAACUUAAAAAUAUAUAUGCCUUUUUGUUUUUUUUGUUUUUUUGACCAGUGGGGGAGAGAACUAAUUCCCUCAGUGCAUUAAUUUUUGUUGAUGUCAUGGGUAAACGUCAAGACUUGUAUAGUAGAACUGUAUUUGGGGAAGAUAAGUUUUAUAUUCACUUUUGUUUCCAUUCUGUAGUCUACAUCUUUUUACUCAAACUGUAUAAGGAAAUGGUCAGUGACUGAUUGUUCAGGGUUAGCAUUUUCAUUGCUAACUGCCUGCAGAAUUAAUGCCCUCUUCCUUGUCUGAGAUAUUACUGUGUUAAGCCUCCCCUUAAUCAUAAAUAGUUCAAAAUUGACAGACUGUGAACUUGAAGUUUACUUAUGUAAAAAGCUUAGGAAAUUCUUAAAACUUCGAUGCUCAUAACUUGCAAAAUUUUAUAAAAAUAAAAAAAUUGCAACUGAAUAGACCAAUUAACUUGUAUUUGUAUAAAGAGAAAAAAGAAUUAUAGCUUCUUUUGUGAAGGUUUCCAACAGCUGUAUAAGGUAAUAUUUAUGACAGGAGAGACCAAACAUUCUGUAAUAAUAGUGUAUUAGUGCUGUGUAUAGUUCUGUGGUUUCUUCCAACAUCUCACCAACCAAACUGAUAAGAUUUACUCAAAAUACUUAAAGACAAAAAAAUAAAAAGUAAUUAUAGGUACAAGGGGACUUUCAGGCUUUUGCUGGGAAGAAUCUGAUAAAUGGACAUAGUUUGUGUUUCUAGGAAGAAUUUACUGAUGAUUCAUAUAACUUGUAUUUUUAAAAUUAGGUUCUCAUUUCUUAAUUUCAAAACUUUUUAUCCAAAGACUCAAUGACUAAAUAUAACAAGACUUUUGUGAGACUGAAUUUUGACUUUUUUGAUAUUUGACGUUUAGUGUAGACAUUUUGCAAAUACUGGAUUUGAUUUUCUAUACCAUCAUAAUGUUAAUGCUAACAUUGGGCACUUACUGUGUGCUAGGCAGUAUAAGUACUUUACAUGCAUAAUGUCAAUCUUAAUUAUUCCCUAAGAAGCUUAAGAGUAUUUAGCUCUAUCUCACAAAUGAGAUAAUGAAAUUCAGAGAGUUUAAGUUAUUUGCCUAAAGUCAUAGCUAGUAAAUCAUGGAGCCAGUUUCCACCCAGACAGACUACACACUCCAGUUCAUGUUCUUAAUACUUUUGCCUGCUAACUUUGUUAAAUGCUGUUUUUAAUUUUAGUAAGAAAGACCAUGCUAAAAAUAUUUUCAAGAGUAAAGGAUAUUUUCUUACCUCCAUUGUUGCUUUAAAAAUAGCAUUAAGAAAAGAUAAAAUUAGUAUGCCCAAACAUUGUUAAUAAAAGACAAAGUAACUAAAACAUAUAUCCAGGGUUUCUCUGGGAGACAAAUAUUAUGUAUUGGCUUCUAAUUUAAAAUUGUUCAUCUUAUGAAACAUGAUUUGACUUUGGUUGGCCUUUUAUAGUUUACAUAAAACAAAGUUAAUUUUCCUCAGUUCUGUGAUUUAGAUAUUUCCCACAGUGAGCAAAUAAGAAUAAAGUUUGAAUUUAUAUCAGUAGUUUAGUCAUUUAAUAAUAGGGUAUGGCAGAAGUAGAAUACUUUGUCAGUAUUUAGCCAGAUAGUGCUAUAAGUAUUUUGGAUUAAUCUUUAGUGUUUUAAAGAAGUCUAAGAAAAACCAACCGAAGUUUCUGUGUGUUUUUAAUUAUGUUGAAUGUCGUUCUUGCUAGUGGAAUGAAUAAAAUGGUAAAUUUGGUUCAAAAAAGCACAUCAGUAUGGCUCUUGAAACUAGUAAGCUUACAAGCAGCUAGGAAAAUGACAAUAGGAAGAAAUGAUAUUUUUAACUGCUCAGAGGUUAUAUAGAUGAUUUAUUUGAGGAGUAUAUGGGAAGACUUAAAAAUGCUUCUUAAAUAUGUAUCAAUAAAAGCUAAGAUGAAGCUUAAAGUGCAGUUAUCACUUAAUAUUGAACUGCUUCUCAAUCUAGGCUGGGAUGGUGGUGGUAGAUAAGAGGCUAUCACAAUAGUAAACACAGGCUUUGUAUUUUGAUUGUAAAAUUAAUGGAUUGAUAUGAAUAGUUAAUUUUACUCCAUAAUCUUUAAUAUAUUUUUUAACUUUAAAAAGUUUAUUACAGAAAGCUGGCUUCUACUGCUUGGGAGCCAUUUUUGCAUAUCUGUUCCCAACUCUGCCUUCAGUGACAUGUUGAUAACUUAAACUGGCCAUGGUAGGAGUAUUUACACCAUGGAAAUUGGUAAGUGCAGAAAAUCAGGGCAUUUUCCACCCCAGAGAGCCAAUAACCAGCACACCACCAAUUUCAAACAGAUAAAAGAGAAUAGUGUACUAAAUCUUCAUAUACCCAUCGCCCAGCUUCAAUAAUUAUCUCAUAGCCAGGUUUGUUUCCUCUCCUAGAUGUAUCAGGUAUACUAGUGGCAUAUUGGUUCUCUAGUUUAAUACCCAGUGGCACUUUAAUUAUCUUAAAGCCAAACAUUUUUGACUCGAGGUGUUCUGAAAAAUAUAGAUCAUGCCUAGAAAGUAAACUUAAUCCCAACCAAGAGACAGGUAAGAAUCAUUGUGUUAGAAGCACACACUUACCACUUACUGAAAACACUGUCAAGAGCAUUGGCUCUUGGUCCAUAUAUCACCUAAUAAGCAGUGACCCUAUCAAUCACCUCCAUCUUUGUAUUAAAUGUAAGCUAAUAUUUACUGAGCUAUAAUAGAUACUGUGUAUUUAUGAUCUUUAAUUACAUGUGAAUUAACUAUAUCAUUUAGUUCCAAUAACCCUAAUAAACCUAUUUUGGAGAUAAGAAAUGGAAGCCUAUAGCCUGUCUUUUUAUAAGGAAGCUAAAAGAGGUUUUUACAUUUUUAAGUAGGGUUACAUAAGUACCUAUGUAAUGGCAUUGAUUUUGUCUCUCAGCUCACAAAUUGUAAAAAUAUUUACUGUGUAACCCUUUAAGGAGUUUGCCAACCUACGUCUGGUCUAAAAUUUAAUUUUACAUCGAAAGUAUUCUGUAUAAUAUUUCUUUUGUCCUUAGAAUAUUUUUUUGAAGUAGCCAAAGCAUACGUUUUAUAUCAGAAUUAUUUGCUGAUUGCUUUAUAUAUCAGGCACUAUUUUAACUUUACAAAUAGGGCAACUGAUGCUCAAGAGAAGUGAAUUGCUAUCAUAAGCAGCAAGAGCAAUAUUAGAACUGUGUUUUUUUUCUCCCAGCUACAAAUACCAAGAUUAAAUACU
This is a messenger RNA of Balaenoptera musculus (blue whale), 10091 nucleotides long. RefSeq names its product RNA binding motif protein 12B (gene RBM12B). Gene Ontology annotation, biological process: regulation of RNA splicing. Gene Ontology annotation, cellular component: ribonucleoprotein complex; nucleoplasm. The record is from RefSeq and is a predicted model, not a curated record. Gene Ontology annotation, molecular function: RNA binding. Bases 3714 to 6698 code for a protein of 994 amino acids. The transcript has 2 exons. NCBI's taxonomy places the organism in Eukaryota, Metazoa, Chordata, Mammalia, Artiodactyla, Balaenopteridae.